ACUUUUGUUUACCAAUCUGAUUUUGUUAGGAAUAAUGGAAUUUGAUGUCAUACUUGGUAUGGAUUGGUUGUCUACCCAUUUUGCCAUGGUUUAUUGUUAUGAGAAGGUGGUUACCUUUUCCGCUCCUAAUCAGCCGGUGAUUCGGUUUGAAGGAGAAAAAGUUGGAUCAUUUCCGUUACUUGUUUCUUGCGUGCAAGUCGAUAAAAUGUUGCAGCAUGAAUGUUAUGGACAUCUGGCAUAUGUUUUUGAGUCUAAAGAUAAGAUAGUAUCUGUAGAAGGAAUUCGGGUAGUGGAGGACUUUCCUAAUGUUUUCCCUACGGAGUUGGCUAGGUUGCCUCCAGAUAGGGAGAUUGAAUUUAUUAUAGACCUUGUGCCCGGUACUUCACCAAUAUCCCAACAACCCUAUAGGAUGGCUCCAGCAGAAUUAAUUAAAGUGAAGAAGCAGUUACAAGAGCUUCUUGAUAAAGGGUUUAUUAGACUCAAUACUUCUCCUUGGGGUGCUCCGGUUCUUUUUGUAAAGAAGAAAGAUGGCUCGAUUAGAUUGUGCAUUGACUAUAGACGGCUAAAUCAAGUCACCGUCAAAAACAAAUAUCCUUUGCCAAGGAUUGAUGAUUUGUUUGACCAAUUACAAUGGGCUUGUGUUUUCUCCAAAAUUGAUCUUAGAUCGGGUUACUACCAGCUAAAGGUUAAACUCGAGGAUGUGAUGAAGACUGCUUUUAGGAGCAGAUAUAGGCACUACGAGUUCCUAGUAAGGCCGUUUGGUCUAACCAAUGGCCCUGCAGCUUUUAUGAAUCUUAUGAAUAGGAUCUUUCACCUGUACUUAGAUAAGUUUGUCAUUGUCUUUAUUGAUGACAUUCUUAUCUUUUCUCCUGAUGAAGAGAGCCACAAGAAGCAUCUUGCCAUUGUAUUGCAAAUUUUGCAAGAAAAGAAGUUGUAUGCCAAGUUUGAUAAAUGUGGGUUUUGGUUGAAUCAGAUUAGUUUUCUGGGUCUUAUUGUUUCGAAAGAUGGCAUAUCAAUUGAUCCAAGUAAAGUGGAAGUAGUUGUGAAGUGGGAAAGGCCGACUACUGCCACAGAAUUUGAAUGGACAGAUGAAUGUGAGCAAAGCUUUCAAGAGUUGAAGAACAGGUUGGUCACAACACCAAUUCUUGCUAUUCUUGACAAUGGAGGAAACUUUGUGGUAUAUACCGAUGCUUCUCACAAAGGCUUAGGCUGUGUACUUAUGCAACAUGGACAGGUGAUAGCUUAUGGGUCCAGACAGAUCAAGACACAUGAGAGGAAUUACCCUACUCAUGAUCUAGAACUUGCUACCAUAAUUUUUGCACUUAAGUUGUGGAAGCAUUAUUUGUAUGGAGAAGAGUUUGAGGGACAUGUGGUUGUAGAUGCACUUAGUAGAAAAUCAACUGGCACAUUAGCAAGCUUAAUGGUGAUAGAGUGGAAACUCCUAGAAGAAUUCAAAGAUCUAAAUGUCAGAUUUUUGCCACCCAAGUCUGAUGUACUAGGGUCUAGCUUAAUGGUUCAACUUACAUUGUUGGCAAGAAUCAAGGAAGCACAACAAAAAGAUUCAAGAUUGAUGGAGUUGAUGAAAGACAAUGAGAAGAGCUCCAAAAUGGACCUUCAUAUUUCGGAUGAUGGAAUCAUAAGACUUGGAGAUAAAAUUUGUGUUCCAUAUGAUGAAGGCAUGAAGAAGGAUGUGGCUAAAUAUGUGUCCAAGUGCUUGACUUGUCAAGUGGUAAAAGUAGAGCACCAGAAGCCAGGAGGGCAACUUCAACCUUUGCCUAUACUAGAGUGGAAAUUGACAAAGUCAGCUCACUUUUUGGCCAUAAAACAAAAAGAACUAUUAGACAAGUUGGCUAAGCUUUAUGUUCAGGAGAUUGUUAGACUCCACGGAGUUCCAACAAGCAUUGUAUCAGACAGAGAUCCAAGGUUUACUGCAAGAUUUUGGAGAUCUUUCCAAAAAGCCAUGGGAACUCAAUUGAAAUUAAGCACAACAUACCACCCACAAAUCGAUGGGCAGUUUGAGAGGACUAUUCAAGUGCUUGAAGACAUGUUGAGAGCUUUUAUUAAAAUGGCACCUUAUGAGGCUCUUUAUGGCAAGAGAUGCAAAACUCCAAUUUGUUGGGAAAAAGUUGGUUGUGGAAGGGUAAUGAGGCCUAAUUUUGUGCAGCAAACAACAGAAAAGGUGAAAUUAAUUCAGCAGAGGCUUAAGGUGGCUCAAGACAGACAAAAAAGUUAUGCAGAUAAUAGAAGGAGACCUUUGGAAUUUGAAGUUGGAGAUCGUGUAUUUUUGAAGGUGUCACCAACCAAGGGAGUGUACCGGUUUGGCUUGAAAGGAAAACUCAGUCUGAGGUAUAUCGGCCCGUUUGAGAUUCUUGAAAGGGUAGGUGAAGUGGCUUAUAGAAUUGCAUUGCCUCCAGAAUUGUCAAAUGUGCAUAAUGUAUUUCAUGUGUCUGUUUUGAGGAAGUAUGAGCCAGAUCCUUCACAUGUCAUUAAUUAUGAACCAUUGGAGUUGAAGGAAGAUUUGAAUUACACCGAACAACCAGUAUAGAUUUUGGAUAGGAAAGAAAAGUAUUGAGGAACAAAACUGUACCCUUAGUGAAAGUGUUGUGGCGACAUCAUUUUGAGAAUGAAGCUACAUGGGAACUUGAAAGUCAAAUGAUGAAGCAGUAUCCAAAUUUAUUUUGAUCAGUAGAUCGAGGUAGCAGCCUCUCGGUUUAAGAGCUUUUGGCACGAACUCACGUGCUCGUUGUAUGUACAAGCUAGGGUCUUGUGUUUUCGAUAGGGAGGCAGAUCAAUGUGUUACCAAAACAAUGACUUAGUUUUUGUUCUUUUGAAAAGCUUUGGAGAAGAAAUUUGCCUCAUAUAAUUUUUGUGUAAAUUAUCUUUAUGUAUAUAAUCUUUAAAUUAAUUAUAAAUAAGUUU
Molecule: messenger RNA, 2919 nt
Organism: Rubroshorea leprosula
Lineage: Eukaryota; Viridiplantae; Streptophyta; Magnoliopsida; Malvales; Dipterocarpaceae
Source: the annotation of a GenBank genome assembly